UUUACAUAAGUCUCUACUUUGAGUGAGUGUCAGGGUAUAUUAAGAUCCCUAUGAGGUUUCCCUCCAUAGCCGGAUAUUCGUUUAGAGGAAACUAUCCGUGACCCAUCGCCAUCUCCCGAUAUGCCUCGACGCCAAAACAACGCGGAAGCGGCCUUGCAUGACCAAAGCAACCGCCUCUCGCUCGGGCAGCUCAUCCUCGUCCUGUGCACCCUCUCAGGCUCGCUCCUCGUGGUAUUCAUUGACCAGAACGCCAUAGGAGUGGCGCUUCUCACCAUCAGCAGGGACCUGGGGGCCGAGAGCACGAUCGCCUGGGCUGGAGCAGCAUCCUUGAUUGGAAACACAAUGUUUUCGGUUUUGUAUGGCCGUCUGUCCGAUAUUUUCAGCCGAAAAACCGUGUAUAUCGCCACCUUGGUUUCCCUUUGCAUCUCCGACCUGCUGUGUGGAUUUGCACAGAAUCCGACCAUGUUUUACGUCUUCCGAGGAUUUGCCGGCACCGCAGGGGGUGGAGUCACUUCGUUGACUACGAUCAUUGUUUCGGAUAUCGUGGCCCUCGAGGAUCGAGGCAAAUACCAAGGGAUCCUCGGAUCGAUUAUUGGUCUCGCCAACGUCACCGGCCCUUUCAUCGCGGCUGUCUUUGUUGAAAAGUCCACCUGGCGAGGAUUCUUCUACCUGAUCGCCCCAAUCUCCGGUUGCGGAGCAGUGGUGGCCUAUUUUCUGGUGCCGAAUAAGAUGACGACCAAGGAUAUUUGGAAAAGCCUGGGUAUCAUUGACUACCUCGGGGCUGUGACCUCUUCGUUGGGUGUUAUCUUUCUGCUGAUCCCAGUGUCUGGAGGGGGCGAUUACUUCGCAUGGGACUCCGCCCUCGUCAUCAGCAUGUUGGCAGUUGGUGGCUUGAUGCUGGUAUUGUUCAUUGUCAUUGAAUGGAAGGUGGCUGUUCUGCCGAUGCUCCCUUUAUCCUUCUUCAAGAAUCGAACCGUCGCCGCCCUUCUGGUACAAACUUUCCUGUUAGGCGCGAGCUAUCAGUCUUAUAUGUACUACCUCCCUCUUUAUUUCCAGAAUGCGCGGCAGUGGUCUCCGUUCGUAUCCGCAGCGAUGAUAUUGCCCAUGGUGAUUCCUCAGUCACUUGCUUCCAUCUCCGGAGGACAAUACAUGUCCCUGGUUAAGCGAUUUUCCGAGGUCUUGUGGACUGGCUAUAUCCUUUGGACUCUGGGCGCAGGCCUUGCGUUGUUGUUCAACAACCAAACUAGCAAAGGGGUGAUCGCCGGAGUCCUCAUUGUCAUCGGGCUGGGAAUUGGCUUCACCUUCCAGCCUGGCCUGAUCGCCAUUCAAUCCCAUGUCACGCUGGUGCAACAAGCGGUCGUCAUCCCUGAACGGAAUUUCUUCCGCUGCUUUGGGGGCGCCUGUGAAGUUGCCAUUUCGGCCGCCAUUCUACAGGAGGGUCUGAAGGCGAAUCUUCCUGACCGAGACAAGUACCUCGCGGAUUCCACGUACACAUUGCCGUCGCGAUCCGGCAUCCCCGAGCAAGACUGGACGGGUAUUCUGAAUGCAUAUGCACGUUCUUCCCACGAUGUGUUCAUUCUGCAGGUUCCCUUGAUGGCGCUCUGCUUGCUGAGCUGUGUCCUUGUUCGCGACGAUGGUCUGCAGACUAAAGAUGGUCGGGCUCAAAGACAGCACCAGCUCACUCCGAACAACCACCGUCGGAUGUCCGAUGAGGAGACCGGCUCGCACACUGUUGGGAAUGAAGGCAAGUGAUGUGGGAGGCCGGUAUAUGGUAGGGCCAUAAUAAAGACUUCGGUCCUCAACAAGGGUCGUCAUAUUCCACCCGGCAAGAUGCGGUAGUCUGGAUUGGUAUGAGCUAUACAACAUCAAAUCCAGCUGUCGAUCUCCCCUCACGUAAGCUUGAUUAAAGCGGGUUAGCGUGUGGCGCUGCACUCGGAAUCGGAAUAAAUCCCCCCACGUCCCCGAGUCGGAAUAAAGGGCCCGGAAUGCCAUUGUGCAAGUAACGAGACUGCU
Molecule: messenger RNA, 2013 nt
Organism: Aspergillus sclerotioniger CBS 115572
Lineage: Eukaryota; Fungi; Ascomycota; Eurotiomycetes; Eurotiales; Aspergillaceae
Product: putative MFS transporter
Exons: 3
Coding region: 121-1752 (543 amino acids)
Biological process (GO): transmembrane transport; tetrapyrrole biosynthetic process
Molecular function (GO): transmembrane transporter activity; hydroxymethylbilane synthase activity
Source: RefSeq, a predicted model, not a curated record